This is a messenger RNA of Chlorella variabilis, 1392 nucleotides long. RefSeq lists its product as hypothetical. The record is from RefSeq and is a predicted model, not a curated record. Gene Ontology annotation, molecular function: protein binding. NCBI's taxonomy places the organism in Eukaryota, Viridiplantae, Chlorophyta, Trebouxiophyceae, Chlorellales, Chlorellaceae. The annotation marks the transcript as partial. The transcript has 7 exons.
GACGCUGCGCGGCAGCUGGCGGAGGCGCAAAAGGCGCUGGGCAACGAGGCCUUCAAGGCAGGGAGGUACGAGGAGGCGGUACGCUGCUUCAGCGCGGCGGUACAGCUGUGCCCAGGCACCGCGGUGUACCACGGCAACCGGGCGGCGGCGUGCCUGAUGGGGAAGCGGUACCCAGAGGCGGUACAGGACAGCCUCAAGGCGGUACAGCUGGACGCCGCCUUUCCCGCGGUGCGGCUGAAGGUGGAGGCGCUCAUCGCCUGCGGCAGGUGCGCCGCCUGGCCCUGCCCACGCCGAGCUGCUGUGUCCUUGAUUGCUCUCCGCCUGCCCCCUCCAAUUCCCUCUCCACCUCGCCCCUCCAGCUCCCUCUCACUCCCCUCUCCCUCUCCCUCUCCCUCCCGCAGGCAUGCCGAGGCGGUGGCGGAGGCGCGGGCGAUGACCUUGCAGGGCGACGCCCAGGCGCCCGAGGUGCUGGCGCUGCGCAGCCGGGCGCUGUACCUGUGCGGUAACAUGCAGAUGGCGCAGCAGCUGUACCAGCAGGCGCUCAGGCGCGACCCGGACUGCGUGCCGGCGCAGCGCGGCCUGAAGCGCCUGCGGGCGGUGGCGGGGGGCAAGGAGCGCGGCAACGCCGCCUUUUCUGCGGGCGACUAUGGCGAGGCGCACUCCCAGUACAGCGCCUCGCUGGCCGCCGACCCUGACCUGCGCACCCAGUUUGUGGCGCAGGUGGCAUGCAACCGCGCGGCGGCGGCGGCCAAGCUGGGGCGGCACGAGGAGUCGCUGGCCGACGCCGAGCUGGCCAUUUCCAUGGAUGCAUCCUACACCAAGGCAUAUGUUCGCAGGGCCCAGGCACACCAGGAGCUGAAGCAGUACGAUGCGGCGGUACGAGACCUGGAGCAGGUGGCGGAGAUGGAGGAGGGAUACCCAGGGCUGGGCGAGAUGCUGCGCGACGCACGGCUGGCGCUGAAGAGGAGCAAGCGUGUGGACUAUUACGGCGUGCUGGGGGUGGAGGCGGAUGCCGGGGAGGAUGGCAUCAAGAAGGCGUACCGCAAGGCCGCGCUGAAGUACCAUCCGGACAAGGAGGAGCGGGAGGCGGCCGAGGCUCAGUUCAAGCUGGUGGGGGAGGCCUUUGCCGUGCUGUCCGACCCGCAGCAGCGGCGGCGGUACGACGCGGGGUGGAACCUGGAGGUACAGGGGGCAGCUUCACAUGUACUGCACCCUUGCCCCAGCUUGAUCUCAAAGCUAGACGUUGACAUGGCCCCGCUGCUGCUUGUUUCUGUCUGUGUUGGAUGCCGUGCAAGUCCCGUGGCCGGCGGCGCCAAGGCAUUGAGUCUGCCGCCGGCCACACACGCCUGCGCCGUGGCCUGCACCCGUGCAGGAGAUCCAGCAGGGGUAUAG